This is a messenger RNA of Symbiodinium pilosum, 1242 nucleotides long. The record is from the annotation of a GenBank genome assembly. Lineage: Eukaryota; Dinophyceae; Suessiales; Symbiodiniaceae.
AUGCUCCAUGAGGCACAGAAGACCUUCGAGCAGCGAGGGAUCAAGGGCGCCGCUGGCCUCUCAGUUGACUUUGAAAAGAUGAUGGCCAACAAGGACGCGGCGGUCAAGAAGCUUACCGGAGGUAUUGAGGGGCUCUUCAAGAGGGACAAGGUCACCUACCUCAAGGGCCACGGUAAGCUCACGGGGCCCAACUCCGUCACUGUGGCGAUGAACGACGGUGGUGAGCAGACCAUCACUGCAAAGAACAUCAUGUUGGCCACAGGCUCUGAAGUCAUCGAGAAGUUGCCUUUCGUUUCAGUUGAUGAGGAACAGAUCGUCUCAUCGACGGGCGCCCUCGCGCUGAAGCAGGUUCCGGAGAAGCUCGUCGUGAUUGGCGGUGGCGUCAUUGGACUGGAGUUGGGCUCUGUAUACGAGCGCCUGGGUUCCAAGGUCACCGUUGUGGAAUUCCUGCCGACCAUUGGAGGCAUUGGAAUUGAUAGCGAGGUGUCCAAGGAGAUGCAGAAGAUUCUGACCAAGCAGGGCAUGACGUUUAAAAUGUCCACCAAGGUCACUGGUGUGGAGAAGACUGGGGGCACGGUCAAGGUCACCACUGAGCCUGCGGACGGCGGUGCCGCGGAAAGCAUGGAUGCCAACGUGGUCCUCGUGUGCGUCGGCCGACGGGAGUUCCGCGAUGGACUCAAUGCGGAGGAAGUUGGCGUUGCCUUGGAGGGUAGGAAAGUGAAGGUCAACGAUGAAUUCCAGACAUCAGUCCCAUCCAUCUACGCCAUUGGUGACAUCAUCCACGGCCCAAUGUUGGCGCACAAGGCAGAAGACGAAGGUGCCAUGGUGGCAGAGUACCUGGCCACCGGCAAGAAGCCGCAUUUGGAUUACAACAACGUGCCAUCUGUGCUCUACACUCACCCUGAGGUGGCUUGGGUCGGGAAGUCCGAGGACCAGCUGAAAUCCGAAGGCGUCGCCUACCGCAAGGGCAAGUUCGCUUUCGCGGCUAACGGCCGGUCUAUCGCCAACAUGGACACCGAGGGCUUCGUCAAGGUUCUGUCCUGCAAGGAGACAGACAAGUUGCUGGGCGUCCACAUCAUCAACGCCAUCGCUGGCGACAUCAUCAGCGGUGCCUGCAUUGGCAUCGAGUAUGGAGCCGCAUCCGAGGACUUGGCUCGAGUUUGCAUGGCUCACCCCACCGUCUCCGAGGUGCUGAAAGGCGCGUCGCAGAAGACUGCGUUCGGCAAGGCCGUGAGUGGUUGA